AUGUUUUAUAUAUAGAAGGGACAGAGUACUGGUGUGGCCAGAAUCUGGUUGAUAAUGUAGUGACGGCUAUACAAACACAUAUUAUGGUGCUUAUAAUGGAUACACAAGAUACUAAACCACUUAAGCUAUGUUUACGGUGUGCUGUAGAACUGAGCAAACAUCAACCAAAGGUUGCUGACACAUUUGUUACCUGUAUUGCUAGUCUCUUGUCGGAAUCACAAGGUCAAUCAGAUAUAGCAUUGUGUGAAAGUUUGGCUGCUAUAGGAUCUCUCAACCAAUCAUUACUGCCGAAAUCUGUGGUACCCCAACUGCUUGGAGUCUUACAGAAUUCUCUUAAUGCAGGCCUGGAACCACAUCAGAUGCAGGUGUAUUUAUGCACAGUACUGUUUCAAGUGGCAAGUGGUACUGCUAUCCCUGUAGAUGUUGAGGGUUUAAUCUUGUCAUGUACAGAAAGAUCUGAUCCUUGGCUAGCUUACAAGACUGCUAGGCAGGCACUGAGAUAUGGUCAGUGUGGAAUAGCAGAAAAUAUAUUCCAGGCUUUGGCUAAAAAAGUAUCAUCAGAACAUUUUUAUUUCUGGCUGAUUGGACUACAUGAGAUAACUCUAGGAGAAAAAUGUCUACAUGUUGACACUGGAAGUGUAAUAGCAAAACUACAACAAGCACUCUCAUUCUACCAUAAAGGUCUUACUUCAUUAAAGGCUGCUGUGGUGCCAAGCUUCCCUCUACAGUUUCAAUCAGAGUAUAUACAGUUACGAGCCUCCCUCCUCGAUGUACACACACAGUUGUUGCGUACAUGUAACACAUUUAAGACAUGCCCCCCUCCUGCCAUCGCAGCGGCUCAGGCUGUUGCCAAGGGGCAGGAACUCACUAAAUGUGAACAUACUGUUACACAGCUUGGUAAGACUGCCAGUGAUUAUGAGAAGAUAAGUGAAAGACUGGCUGCCCUAUAUCAACAGUCAUUUGAUGCUGACCCAGCUUCCUUACAAAAUAUACAACAAUUACAAACAAGCUGUGAACUAAUGAAACUUGCAAUCUCUUCUAUUGUUCAAAAUGGACAUGAUGGUCAAGCAUUGCUGGCAGAUAAAAUGGUGCUUGGUGUAGGGGAGGUUACUGGAGACAAGUUUAAACAGCUUCUUAAUACAGUUCAUACAGAGUUAGCUACCUUACUGCGGACAGAGGGCACUGAAGUCAUUUCACAUAAUCAUGUAGAAUUUCUCAGUGAAGCAGCAUCUAGACUAGCUUUAGCACCAAACUGUUUCCCUCGGUACUUCUUCCAGAGUUUACAGCAGACGGCCCUUAAGUUAGCAAUAUCUCCCCAGCAGACAGCCACAGAGCCAGUUCUUGUACAGAAUGAUACAUACCUGACACUCAAGGUUGAAGGUAUAGUUCAACAUGGGACCAAGCCUGGUCUCUUCCGCAAGAUACACAGCAUUAAUAUCAUAGUUACAUCAAAUGUUGUUUCAAGAACACAGACAAAUACUGAUCAAAAGGUUACAGAAUCAAGUGUGAACAAUCUGGAGCAGUCAGUUGAACCUCAUAAUGACUACUUCAGCCUCAGUUUUAUACUUCGUUUCCCGCUAGUUGGCAUUCACUCAGUAAGCAUAGAAGCGGCCAUUACUGACACAGAGGGAGCCACAUGGAGAACUGGUCCUAAAGUAAACCUUCAAGUCAAGUCUUAUGAUGAUGCUUUACAAAGGCAACAACAGAAACUCCCACAACGGCCAAGUUACAGUCAGCUGCUGACAUCUUAAUAUGACAUAUUAUGACAUUUUUUUCACAGGCUCAAUAACCAAUUUCUUAAGUGUUGUAAUAUAUGUUUAAAAGUAAAGUCUAUAGUCUGUUUUUAAAUUCACAACAUGACAAGCAGUGUCUGUGUAUGAUGAAGUUUAUAACUUCAAAUGUGUUUGUUAUUGUAAUAUUUAACGAGUCAUAGUCUUUACUAUGUUAAUAUUUGACUACAAGAUUUAACAGAAGGAAAUCAUUACUCUUUCGAAUGUGAAAAGUGGUUGUUUCUUAUUUACUAGAUAUACCAUUUUUUAAAGAAAAUACAUGUAUCUAUCUCAAGCUAACUGCUUUGUUUAUUAUAAAUCAAGAUUGAAAUGAAUACCAUCAUGAAUAAAACAAGUGC
Messenger RNA from Ruditapes philippinarum (Manila clam), 2128 nucleotides. Its product is annotated as integrator complex subunit 7-like. NCBI's taxonomy places the organism in Eukaryota, Metazoa, Mollusca, Bivalvia, Venerida, Veneridae. Gene Ontology annotation, biological process: snRNA 3'-end processing. Gene Ontology annotation, cellular component: integrator complex. The record is from RefSeq and is a predicted model, not a curated record. The transcript is spliced from 12 exons. The annotation marks the transcript as partial.